This is a messenger RNA of Hibiscus syriacus, 1021 nucleotides long. RefSeq names its product chlorophyll a-b binding protein CP29.1, chloroplastic. Gene Ontology annotation, biological process: response to light stimulus; photosynthesis, light harvesting in photosystem I. The record is from RefSeq and is a predicted model, not a curated record. Lineage: Eukaryota; Viridiplantae; Streptophyta; Magnoliopsida; Malvales; Malvaceae. The transcript is spliced from 3 exons. Bases 60 to 923 code for a protein of 287 amino acids. Gene Ontology annotation, cellular component: plastoglobule; chloroplast envelope; chloroplast thylakoid membrane.
CCACAAAUUCACUUUCGUUGUUGUCUUCGCUUAACGCUAGCUUCCUUCAGACUCGACCAAUGGCUGCCACCGCGUCUGCCGCCGCUACAUCCUCUUUCAUCGGCACCCGCCUCCCCGAUGUCUACUCAGGCUCCGGAAGAGUCGUCGCCAGGUUCGGUUUCGGAGGCAAAAAAGCUGCUAAGAAAGUCACCAAGUCAAAGGCGCCAACCUCCGAUCGCCCUCUGUGGUACCCGGGAGCCGUAGCACCGGACUGGCUUGACGGAAGCUUGGUCGGUGACUACGGGUUCGACCCUUUCGGGCUGGGGAAACCUGCAGAGUACUUACAAUAUGAUUUGGAUUCAUUGGACCAGAACCUUGCUAAGAACGUGGCCGGUGAUAUCAUCGGGACCAGAACUGAAGUUGCAGACGUAAAGGCGACACCGUUUCAGCCUUACAGCGAAGUCUUCGGUCUCCAGAGGUUCCGCGAAUGCGAGCUGAUACAUGGGAGGUGGGCCAUGUUGGCUACACUCGGUGCCCUCACCGUCGAGUGGCUCACCGGAGUUACCUGGCAAGAUGCCGGCAAGGUAGAGCUGGUUGAGGGAUCAUCUUACCUGGGACAACCGCUUCCGUUCUCGAUAUCAACAUUGAUUUGGAUCGAAGUUUUGGUGAUCGGAUACAUCGAGUUCCAAAGGAACGCGGAGCUCGACCCGGAAAAGAGGCUGUACCCAGGAGGAAAGUUCUUCGACCCACUUGGGCUGGCCGCAGACCCGGAGAAGAAGGCCAUCCUUCAGCUGGCAGAGAUCAAGCAUGCUCGCCUCGCCAUGGUUGCUUUCCUGGGUUUCGCAGUCCAAGCUGCUGCCACCGGCAAAGGUCCUCUCAACAACUGGGCUACCCACUUGAGUGACCCUCUUCACACUACCAUUAUCGACACCUUCACCUCUUAGAUUUUGCUUGCUCUAAUGUAGUCUUUGUAUGUGCCUUCUAUCUAUGUUGUAAAAAUAUUAUAACAUCCCACAAUUUCAGCUAAGAAUGCUAUUAAUUA